AUGCAAAAGUGUACAAAAUGUCAGACAUUCGGCAUUGUAGGCGCAGGUCCAUCAGGUCUGAUUACUGGUGUUGAGCUCGCUCUGGCCGGACAUACGGUCACUCUGUUCGAAGCAAAUAAUCGCACGGGUGGUCGAGUCUGGACUCAUCGCAAUGAAACAACAGGUCUGUAUAUGCUCGAGAUGGGUGCUAUGCGACUGCCGUUGGACGUACACGGUCUACUCAACACCUAUGUUCGCGAACGAUUGCAACUCGAACUGGAACCCUACAUCAACUACGAUCCCGACACACUGAUCUACAUCAACGACGUACUCACAACGCGCAAACAGGCCAAUGACAAUCCGGGUCAAUUCAAUUUCGAUCUCUAUCCUAAUGAGACCAACAAGGUAGUCGAUAAUCAUUUUUUCGAAUAG
Molecule: messenger RNA, 411 nt
Organism: Didymodactylos carnosus
Lineage: Eukaryota; Metazoa; Rotifera; Eurotatoria; Philodinida; Philodinidae
Source: the annotation of a GenBank genome assembly